AUGUGUCGUUUGACUAAUUAUCAUGAAAGUAGUCUGGCGAGAAACGUGUUAAUUAAAUCUGUUGUCUGUUUAAAAAUGAACCAUCUCGAAUCGAUUGCAAAACUUCGAGAAAGACUUCUGCGUUUAAUCAAAUUGGGUGAACCUAAGCAAAUACAUUCGUCCACCACACAAACAAUUGACGACAGUGCAAACAAGACAUUGUCUGAUCUCACAGCAAACGUUGAAGAAUGUGUUCGUUGUCUUUUCAAUACUUCAUAUACAAUCGAAACAUUUGUUCGAAAUGUUCAACAAAUAUUAAACGUCACGAUUAAAAAUAGUCUAGUUCUCUUUCUCAUCGAAACUAUUCCAUUAGCACAUCAGUAUCUGCAGCAAAAUCAAUGUCUUCCAUAUUCAUGGGAUGCAUUCAAAUCGAUCGCGUUACAAUCGACUGCGUCAUCUAAUCCAUCCGAGACCACUCGACUUCCAUCUUUACAACAGGCACAUUUUCGUCUUCCGCCGUCUUGUCCUCAGUUAAUCGAUCUGACUGCACCAUGUGCAAUAGGUUUAACGCCUUACAUUCGACCGGAUGCGGAUGUUUAUCAACAAAAAUUAAUCAAUCGUUUUGCACGAAAGAAUUUUUAUUUAAGCCAAUGUGGCGAACAGCUGAUUCUUCAAACAUUGUAUGCCUUUCUCACACAUAUCGUCCGACGCCUUCGCUUCUUUGCCCAACAUCGACUCGACACUCGCCUCUUCAACUCGGAUAUGUACGAUAUGACGAGUAAUGUUCGUGAGCAAAUCCGAUUUUUGGUUGAAUUGAACAAAUGCCAAACUGGUGAAUCAAAUCAAAAUUUGAAUAUCGAGCGUUUUUAUCAACGACAAGCGGAAUUAACAGCUCCUGAUCAAAUGGAAGAGCUAAAGUGUCACUCAACAGCACGGAAUUCUCGAUUGUCUCUAAUGGAAGACAUACGACAAAGAGAAGCUGACGAAACCGCAUGUCUUGUUCUACGUGAGAGUCGUUUGAAACGACAGAAAACCGGUGAAAACAACCAACGAAUCAAACCAGCUCGAAUCAUACGUGGUAACCUACAAGAUCUAAUCAUUGUUAUGGAGAAUGAAGCAAUCCUCAGGCGAUCAAAAAGUCUCCUGUAUGCUUAUGUAAAUAGAUAA
Molecule: messenger RNA, 1146 nt
Organism: Adineta ricciae
Lineage: Eukaryota; Metazoa; Rotifera; Eurotatoria; Adinetida; Adinetidae
Source: the annotation of a GenBank genome assembly